Messenger RNA from Coprinopsis cinerea okayama7#130, 1548 nucleotides. Its product is annotated as aldehyde dehydrogenase. The transcript has 11 exons. Gene Ontology annotation, biological process: aldehyde metabolic process. Gene Ontology annotation, molecular function: aldehyde dehydrogenase (NAD+) activity. The record is from RefSeq and is a predicted model, not a curated record. Lineage: Eukaryota; Fungi; Basidiomycota; Agaricomycetes; Agaricales; Psathyrellaceae. Bases 1 to 1548 code for a protein of 515 amino acids. Gene Ontology annotation, cellular component: cytoplasm.
AUGCCCGAACUCGUCUAUACCUCCCUGGAAGAUAUCGAGAAGAUUCACGAAGAGUUGCGGGCAGGCUUUCGUUCAGGAAAACUCAACUCCAUCGAAUACCGCAAAUACCAGCUCCUCCAAAUCGGUUACUUGGUCCAGGAAAACUUUGAAGCCUUCGAGAAUGCUCUCAAGGCAGACUUGGGACGCCCAGUACUGGAAAGUCGAUUCGUUGAGAUCAACACCUGUAUUGGCGACGCUCUGAAGGCCUACAAGAAUGUCGAGAAGUGGGCGAAACCCGAAUACCCUGCUUUCAAUAUCAACUUCUUCGCCAUGAAGCCCACCAUCAACAAGGUUCCAAAGGGGACUGUUCUUAUCAUUGCACCUUUCAACUAUCCGCUUUGGUUGACUAUCGGACCUUUGGUUGGUGCGAUUGCCGCCGGCAACACCGUGCUGCUUAAGCCCUCCGAGUCGACACCCGCCGUCAGCUCCCUGUUAGCAGAACUUGUACCCAAGUACCUGGACUCUGAUUUGGUUAGAGUGGUCAAUGGCGCUGUUGCGGAGACCAGCAAGAUUCUCGAACUGCAAUGGGACCACAUCCUUUACACCGGCUCAGGACGUGUUGGAAAGAUCGUCGCGACAGCAGCUGCCAAGCACCUGACACCAGUUUCGCUCGAACUCGGAGGAAAAUCCCCCGUCAUUGUGGACCCCACUUGUGACCUUCAAACAGCCACAAGGCGAAUCCUGUGGGGAAAAUGUACGAAUGCUGGCCAGACCUGCGUCGCACCGGACUACAUCCUCGUACCACGGUCUUUCCAGAACACCUUCAUCGAGGCGCUCACCAAGACCUACAACGAAUUCUUCCCUUCUGAUGCCAAACCCUCCGACCCAGACAACUUUGCAAGGAUGAUUACUCCUCAGGCUUUCAAUCGUGUGAAGGGGUUGCUCGACGCUACGAAAGGCACUGUCGUUCUCGGUGGUGAAACCGAUGCUGCCACCAAGUUCAUCGCGCCUACCAUCGUGAAGGAUGUGCUCCCCGACGAUUCAUUGAUGUCUGAUGAGAUCUUUGGCCCCAUUCUCCCAAUCGUUGCAGUCGAGGACAUCGAUGAAGCCAUCCGUUUCGUGAACUCUCGAGACCAUCCAUUGGCACUCUACGUAUUCACGCAAGACCAAGCUGUUAAAGACCGAGUCUUCCGCAACACCCAGAGUGGUGCAUAUUCAGUCAACGAAGUAGUUAUCCACACUGGUGUGGACGGCUUACCCUUCGGCGGAACUGGUCCUAGUGGCUAUGGCGAGCAUACUGGCAAAUUCUCGUUCGAUAUGUUCACCCAUUUGCGCAGCUCCAUCGACUCUCCCAGCUGGGUCGACGCUAUCCUCAAGUUCCGCUAUCCCCCCUACACCGCCAAGAAGUUGAAGGCCACUGAAAACUUCAAAGUGAAACUGCCAGCCAAACCCAAGGGUCCUCCCAGCGUGUCUUCUUCUGGCUCGCGGUUGAAUAAAUGGUUCGUUCUUGCGUUGGCGGUGGCGGUGGCAGCUGGGUUGACGAAGCGUGCCAGAGCUUUGAUUGCGUAG